Bombyx mori (domestic silkworm) is the source of this 21669-nucleotide messenger RNA. RefSeq lists its product as uncharacterized. The record is from RefSeq and is a predicted model, not a curated record. The transcript has a single exon. NCBI's taxonomy places the organism in Eukaryota, Metazoa, Arthropoda, Insecta, Lepidoptera, Bombycidae. The coding region runs from base 1 to 1020 and encodes 339 amino acids.
AUGCACUCUUUUAACGCCAUCCUUGAUGCAAUACCUGAAACAUCAAAGGCAAAAGACGAAGAAUCAAGGAAGGUAGAUUAUCUAACAUCAUCUUCGUCUGCUCGAAGCACUUCGAGUUCUGAUAGUUGGACAGACGCAGAAUCACAUGCAUAUAGUCGUGUUAAGGAUUUAAGCGAAGGAGAAAAUGCUAAGCAGAGUAAACGCAAAGUAACAUCAAACCCUACAGAGAAGAGUCGAAAAUAUAAAAGAAACUUAAACCAACAACAAUUAUCUCAGCGUCUGAAUUCUAAAGAAUUACGGCCUACUCGUCCAUCGGUUGCACUUAAGCGCAGAUUAUCUCUGGAUUCAUCUGAACAUUCUCAAAAGACCACUGACAUGUUAAUAGAACGCGAUCAGGAAGAAAUCAAAACGCUAAUAAGAGAGUUAAUCGAGGCUUCAUUUGUUGGAAUCCGCAACAGACACCCCAUGAGCGAAUACCAAAUGCAAUUGAUUCAUCUAUCUCUCUGUGAUCUUAUUGAAAAUAUAAACAUAAAAGGAUCGGGACCGAGUUUCUCAGGCUUUAUUCACAAAACUGAUUGGAUCAUAAUUGUUUGUGACAAUUCGGAGAGUGAGCGGUGGUUAAAAAAAGCUAUACCUACCUUGAAACCAUGGCCGGACGCAGAAUUGUCUAUUAUAGAAACACGGGACAUACCAAUCAUCAUAACAGGAACCGCAUACAUUCCAUACAGCGAAGCUUUAACUAUCAGUACCGCUUUUCAUUUGUUGAACAUUCAAAAUCGAGGUCUGAACACAGAACACUGGAGAAUGGUGAGUGUUAGGCCUGAAACGUUUGGUCAAACUGUAACAUUCACUCUGGAUCAUGAUUCCGCUGAGGUCUUACGAAGUCUAAACGGUCGCAUCACACUUGGCUUCGAGAAGAUCAAAAUUGAAAUAGAGAGUAAUGUCAGUGAAACUCUAGAUGACCCCGUACCAGGACCUUCGGGAAUCACUCCAAAGCGUCGAAGAACGGAAAAUCUGUAAUAGACAAAUAUUUAAAAAGAAUUUACAUUACAAUCCGAAAAUUCAACGUGUUUUCUGUUUGUACUAACUAAUACCAAUUCAAAAUUGUUAAACAAAAAAUGGGAUAUCAUGAGUAAACAACAACUUGUAAGCUCACAGUAAAACACGGUUUCUAAACAUCGCAAUUACAACAAACAUAUUGGUUUCAAGUAACAUUUAAUUUAUAUUAAUUAUUUUAUGUUUUAAUUAAUUAUCUGAUUGGAUUAAUAAUAAUAAUUUGAACUGUUUUAGUUUGAGUGGGAUGAGAGGAAUGAAAUUUUAAUGUAAUUUUCUAAUUUACUUACUCUUCAUUUAUUUACUGGAUCGAUAUAGUAUUUUAACAGUAUUUAUAGGUAUAUAUUGCCUCGGUUUGCAAGCUGUGGAAAACAUCUGUCAAGGCUUUAAUGAGCAAGAAUUUCACAUGACCACGACUGUUCUGCCAAGAGCAACCGAUUAUGAUGAUAUUAUAACUCACUUAUUUUAAAUUCAUUCAAUUUAGAUAAUGUGUUCGUCAUUGUAAUUUAUAAAUUUGUUAGUUUUGUUAUAAAUGUCCAUAACGUAAACCUUCCCAAUGUAAUCAUUAUUUGUAUAUUUGUUUUUAUAUUUUGUAAAAUAAUACUUAGUUAUUUUAAAGUAUGUGCUUAUUAAGUUAAAAUAACAAUAAAUAAAUAAAAAUAAUUUUCCAAUAAUCAAACCUCAAUCAGUGCCGUCAAAUUGUAUUUGAUAGACCCAAAUAGUUAAAUGUCAAUGUUAAAUUCGUAAUGAUUAAAUUCGUGCAUAUGCCACUAACAAAAUAUUUGUAGAAAACACGGUUUAUAUUUCAACGAUGAUAUUAUCAUGAUUAUAAUCAUAACAAUAGCACCAUGUCGAGGUUAGAUUAUUGCAUGGGACACAAGACGACCUUACCUCCUCGUGUGCUAAGCCAUUUUGGGUACCUGUUGAUCUGAGUCUCCCGGUACUUAAAAUGGAUAGCCGGUGUGUCCUGGGUCACAGUUAGUAACUUUGUAUAAUAUGUCUAACAAACAAAUGGGGAAUCAAUUUCGGCCCAAAUAAAUCAGGUUCUUACGUUUCAUAUGAUGAUCAAUUCUUUUUAUCGAAAAUCUAUUUCGUGGUAAGAAUUAAUAUUAAAAUUUGUUAUCUCAGUUCAGUUGAUUACUUAAAAUGAAUAAGAAGUAACAUUUUCAAAUCUCAGUUAAAAUAUUUGACUCUAUUCCCGUGACAUUAUUAUGCAAUCUUGCUAAUUGUGGGCGAAAUGGGUCGUCCCUAAUCUAAGGUGUGAAACGAACCGUGCCGAUAGAUGCGUGGCUGAGAAGGAGCUCAGUCUUGAACGGUGUGUCUUCGAUACCUGGGCACCUCGAAGAACUAUUAACGCCCUCCUUAUGGCAUGCCAGGCUCUGCUGUUUGUGAAAUUGUAUUCCUGCGCUACUCGUGGGAACUAUAUCGGAGUCAGACAACAAUAACGAAUAUGAUAUGCACUCUUUUAAUGCCAUCCUUGAUGAAAUACCUGGAACAUCAAAGGCAAAAGACGAAGAAUCAAGGAAGGUAGAUUAUCUAACAUCAUCUUCGUCUGCUCGAAGCACUUCGAGUUCUGAUAGUUGGACAGACGCAGAAUCACAUGCAUAUAGUCGUGUUAAGGAUUUAAGCGAAGGAGAAAAUGCUAAGCAGAGUAAACGCAAAGUAACAUCAAACCCUACAGAGAAGAGUCGAAAAUAUAAAAGAAACUUAAACCAACAACAAUUAUCUCAGCGUCUGAAUUCUAAAGAAUUACGGCCUACUCGUCCAUCGGUUGCACUUAAGCGCAGAUUAUCUCUGGAUUCAUCUGAACAUUCUCAAAAGACCACUGACAUGUUAAUAGAACGCGAUCAGGAAGAAAUCAAAACGCUAAUAAGAGAGUUAAUCGAGGCUUCAUUUGUUGGAAUCCGCAACAGACACCCCAUGAGCGAAUACCAAAUGCAAUUGAUUCAUCUAUCUCUCUGUGAUCUUAUUGAAAAUAUAAACAUAAAAGGAUCGGGACCGAGUUUCUCAGGCUUUAUUCACAAAACUGAUUGGAUCAUAAUUGUUUGUGACAAUUCGGAGAGUGAGCGGUGGUUAAAAAAAGCUAUACCUACCUUGAAACCAUGGCCGGACGCAGAAUUGUCUAUUAUAGAAACACGGGACAUACCAAUCAUCAUAACAGGAACCGCAUACAUUCCAUACAGCGAAGCUUUAACUAUCAGUACCGCUUUUCAUUUGUUGAACAUUCAAAAUCGAGGUCUGAACACAGAACACUGGAGAAUGGUGAGUGUUAGGCCUGAAACGUUUGGUCAAACUGUAACAUUCACUCUGGAUCAUGAUUCCGCUGAGGUCUUACGAAGUCUAAACGGUCGCAUCACACUUGGCUUCGAGAAGAUCAAAAUUGAAAUAGAGAGUAAUGUCAGUGAAACUCUAGAUGACCCCGUACCAGGACCUUCGGGAAUCACUCCAAAGCGUCGAAGAACGGAAAAUCUGUAAUAGACAAAUAUUUAAAAAGAAUUUACAUUACAAUCCGAAAAUUCAACGUGUUUUCUGUUUGUACUAACUAAUACCAAUUCAAAAUUGUUAAACAAAAAAUGGGAUAUCAUGAGUAAACAACAACUUGUAAGCUCACAGUAAAACACGGUUUCUAAACAUCGCAAUUACAACAAACAUAUUGGUUUCAAGUAACAUUUAAUUUAUAUUAAUUAUUUUAUGUUUUAAUUAAUUAUCUGAUUGGAUUAAUAAUAAUAAUUUGAACUGUUUUAGUUUGAGUGGGAUGAGAGGAAUGAAAUUUUAAUGUAAUUUUCUAAUUUACUUACUCUUCAUUUAUUUACUGGAUCGAUAUAGUAUUUUAACAGUAUUUAUAGGUAUAUAUUGCCUCGGUUUGCAAGCUGUGGAAAACAUCUGUCAAGGCUUUAAUGAGCAAGAAUUUCACAUGACCACGACUGUUCUGCCAAGAGCAACCGAUUAUGAUGAUAUUAUAACUCACUUAUUUUAAAUUCAUUCAAUUUAGAUAAUGUGUUCGUCAUUGUAAUUUAUAAAUUUGUUAGUUUUGUUAUAAAUGUCCAUAACGUAAACCUUCCCAAUGUAAUCAUUAUUUGUAUAUUUGUUUUUAUAUUUUGUAAAAUAAUACUUAGUUAUUUUAAAGUAUGUGCUUAUUAAGUUAAAAUAACAAUAAAUAAAUAAAAAUAAUUUUCCAAUAAUCAAACCUCAAUCAGUGCCGUCAAAUUGUAUUUGAUAGACCCAAAUAGUUAAAUGUCAAUGUUAAAUUCGUAAUGAUUAAAUUCGUGCAUAUGCCACUAACAAAAUAUUUGUAGAAAACACGGUUUAUAUUUCAACGAUGAUAUUAUCAUGAUUAUAAUCAUAACAAUAGCACCAUGUCGAGGUUAGAUUAUUGCAUGGGACACAAGACGACCUUACCUCCUCGUGUGCUAAGCCAUUUUGGGUACCUGUUGAUCUGAGUCUCCCGGUACUUAAAAUGGAUAGCCGGUGUGUCCUGGGUCACAGUUAGUAACUUUGUAUAAUAUGUCUAACAAACAAAUGGGGAAUCAAUUUCGGCCCAAAUAAAUCAGGUUCUUACGUUUCAUAUGAUGAUCAAUUCUUUUUAUCGAAAAUCUAUUUCGUGGUAAGAAUUAAUAUUAAAAUUUGUUAUCUCAGUUCAGUUGAUUACUUAAAAUGAAUAAGAAGUAACAUUUUCAAAUCUCAGUUAAAAUAUUUGACUCUAUUCCCGUGACAUUAUUAUGCAAUCUUGCUAAUUGUGGGCGAAAUGGGUCGUCCCUAAUCUAAGGUGUGAAACGAACCGUGCCGAUAGAUGCGUGGCUGAGAAGGAGCUCAGUCUUGAACGGUGUGUCUUCGAUACCUGGGCACCUCGAAGAACUAUUAACGCCCUCCUUAUGGCAUGCCAGGCUCUGCUGUUUGUGAAAUUGUAUUCCUGCGCUACUCGUGGGAACUAUAUCGGAGUCAGACAACAAUAACGAAUAUGAUAUGCACUCUUUUAAUGCCAUCCUUGAUGAAAUACCUGGAACAUCAAAGGCAAAAGACGAAGAAUCAAGGAAGGUAGAUUAUCUAACAUCAUCUUCGUCUGCUCGAAGCACUUCGAGUUCUGAUAGUUGGACAGACGCAGAAUCACAUGCAUAUAGUCGUAUUAAGGACUUAAGCGAGGGAGAAAAUGCUAAGAAGAGUAAAUGCAAAACAACAUCAAACCCUACAGAGAAGAGCCGAAAAUAUAAAAGAAACUUAAACCAACAACGAUUAUCUCAGCCUCUGAAUUCUAAAGAAGUACGGCCUACUCGUCCAUCGGUUGUACUUAAGCGCAGAUUGUCUCUGGAUUCAUCUGAACAUUUUCAAAAGACCACUGACAUGUUAAUAGAACGCGAUCAGGAAGAAAUCAAAACGCAAAUGAGAGAGUUAAUCGAGGCUUCAUCUAUUGGAAUCCGCAACAAAUACCCCAUGAGCGAAUACCAAAUGCAAUUGAUUCAUCUAUCUCUCUGUGAUCUUAUUGAAAAUAUAAACAUAAAAGGAUCGGGACCGAGUUUCUCAGGCUUUAUUCACAAAACUGAUUGGAUCAUAAUUGUUUGUGACAAUUCGGAGAGUGAGCGGUGGUUAAAAAAAGCUAUACCUACCUUGAAACCAUGGCCGGACGCAGAAUUGUCUAUUAUAGAAACACGGGACAUACCAAUCAUCAUAACAGGAACCGCAUACAUUCCAUACAGCGAAGCUUUAACUAUCAGUACCGCUUUUCAUUUGUUGAACAUUCAAAAUCGAGGUCUGAACACAGAACACUGGAGAAUGGUGAGUGUUAGGCCUGAAACGUUUGGUCAAACUGUAACAUUCACUCUGGAUCAUGAUUCCUCUGAGGUCUUACGAAGUCUAAACGGUCGCAUCACACUUGGCUUCGAGAAGAUCAAAAUUGAAAUAGAGAGUAAUGUCAGUGAAACUCUAGAUGACCCCGUACCAGGACCUUCGGGAAUCACUCCAAAGCGUCGAAGAACGGAAAAUCUGUAAUAGACAAAUAUUUAAAAAGAAUUUACAUUACAAUCCGAAAAUUCAACGUGUUUUCUGUUUGUACUAACUAAUACCAAUUCAAAAUUGUUAAACAAAAAAUGGGAUGUCAUGAGUAAACAACAACUUGUAAGCUCACAGUAAAACACGGUUUCUAAACAUCGCAAUUACAACAAACAUAUUGGUUUCAAGUAACAUUUAAUUUAUAUUAAUUAUUUUAUGUUUUAAUUAAUUAUCUGAUUAGAUUAAUAAUAAUAAUUUGAACUGUUUUAGUUUGAGUGGGAUGAGAGGAAUGAAAUUUUAAUGUAAUUUUCUAAUUUACUUACUCUUCGUUUAUUUACUGGAUCGACAUAGUAUUUUAACAGUAUCUAUAUAAUUCACUUAUUUUAAAUUCAUUUAAUUUAGAUAAUGUGUUCGUUAUUGUAAUUUAUACAUUUAUUAGUUUUGUUAUCAAUGUCCAUGGCAUAAAACUUCCCAUUGUAAUCAUUAUUUGUAUAUUUGUUUUUAAAUUUUGUAAAAUAUUAGUUAAUUACUUAUUAUAAAGUAUGUCCUUAUUAUGUUUAAAUAACAAUAAAUAAAUAAAAAUAAUUUUCCAAUAAUCAAACCUCAAUCAAUGCCGUCAAAUUGUAUUUGAUAGACCCAAACAGUUAAAUGUCAAUGUUAAAUUCGUAAUUAUGAAAUUCGUGAAAAUACCACUAACAAAAUAUUUGUAGAAAACACGGUUUAUAUUUCAACGAUGAUAUUAUCAUGAUUAUAAUCAUAACAAGAGUACCAUGUCGAGGUUAGAUUAUUGCACGGGACACAAGACGACCUUACCUCCUCGUGUGCUAAGCCAUUUUGGGUACCUGUUGAUUCGAGUCUCCCGGUACUUAAAAUGGAUAGCCGGUGUGUCCUGGGUCACAGUUAGUAACUUUGUAUAAUAUGUCUAACAAACCAAUGGGGAAUAUAUUUCGGCCCAAAAAAACAUCAGGUUCUUACGUUUCAUAUGAUGAUCAUUUUUUUUUAUCGAAAAUCUAUUUCGUGGUAAGAAUGAAUGUAAAAAUUUGUUAUCUCAGUUCAGUUGAUUACUUAAAAUGAAUAAGAAGUAACAUUUUCAAAUCUCAGUUAAAAUAUUUGCCUCUAUUCCCGUGACAUUAUUAUGCAAUCUUGCUAAUUGUGGGCGAAAUGGGUCGUCCCUAAUCUAAGGUGUGAAACGAACCGUGCCGAUAGAUGCGUGGCUGAGAAGGAGCUCAGUCUUGAACGGUGUGUCUUCGAUACCUGGGCACCUCGAAGAACUAUUAACGCCCUCCUUAUGGCAUGCCAGGCUCUGCUGUUUGUGAAAUUGUAUACCUGCGCUACUCGUGGGAACUAUAUCGGAGUCAGACAACAAUAACGAAUAUGAUAUGCACUCUUUUAACGCCAUCCUUGAUGCAAUACCUGAAACAUCAAAGGCAAAAGACGAAGAAUCAAGGAAGGUAGAUUAUCUAACAUCAUCUUCGUCUGCUCGAAGCACUUCGAGUUCUGAUAGUUGGACAGACGCAGAAUCACAUGCAUAUAGUCGUGUUAAGGAUUUAAGCGAAGGAGAAAAUGCUAAGCAGAGUAAACGCAAAGUAACAUCAAACCCUACAGAGAAGAGUCGAAAAUAUAAAAGAAACUUAAACCAACAACAAUUAUCUCAGCGUCUGAAUUCUAAAGAAGUACGGCCUACUCGUCCAUCGGUUGCACUUAAGCGCAGAUUAUCUCUGGAUUCAUCUGAACAUUCUCAAAAGACCACUGACAUGUUAAUAGAACGCGAUCAGGAAGAAAUCAAAACGCUAAUAAGAGAGUUAAUCGAGGCUUCAUUUGUUGGAAUCCGCAACAGACACCCCAUGAGCGAAUACCAAAUGCAAUUGAUUCAUCUAUCUCUCUGUGAUCUUAUUGAAAAUAUAAACAUAAAAGGAUCGGGACCGAGUUUCUCAGGCUUUAUUCACAAAACUGAUUGGAUCAUAAUUGUUUGUGACAAUUCGGAGAGUGAGCGGUGGUUAAAAAAAGCUAUACCUACCUUGAAACCAUGGCCGGACGCAGAAUUGUCUAUUAUAGAAACACGGGACAUACCAAUCAUCAUAACAGGAACCGCAUACAUUCCAUACAGCGAAGCUUUAACUAUCAGUACCGCUUUUCAUUUGUUGAACAUUCAAAAUCGAGGUCUGAACACAGAACACUGGAGAAUGGUGAGUGUUAGGCCUGAAACGUUUGGUCAAACUGUAACAUUCACUCUGGAUCAUGAUUCCGCUGAGGUCUUACGAAGUCUAAACGGUCGCAUCACACUUGGCUUCGAGAAGAUCAAAAUUGAAAUAGAGAGUAAUGUCAGUGAAACUCUAGAUGACCCCGUACCAGGACCUUCGGGAAUCACUCCAAAGCGUCGAAGAACGGAAAAUCUGUAAUAGACAAAUAUUUAAAAAGAAUUUACAUUACAAUCCGAAAAUUCAACGUGUUUUCUGUUUGUACUAACUAAUACCAAUUCAAAAUUGUUAAACAAAAAAUGGGAUAUCAUGAGUAAACAACAACUUGUAAGCUCACAGUAAAACACGGUUUCUAAACAUCGCAAUUACAACAAACAUAUUGGUUUCAAGUAACAUUUAAUUUAUAUUAAUUAUUUUAUGUUUUAAUUAAUUAUCUGAUUGGAUUAAUAAUAAUAAUUUGAACUGUUUUAGUUUGAGUGGGAUGAGAGGAAUGAAAUUUUAAUGUAAUUUUCUAAUUUACUUACUCUUCAUUUAUUUACUGGAUCGAUAUAGUAUUUUAACAGUAUUUAUAGGUAUAUAUUGCCUCGGUUUGCAAGCUGUGGAAAACAUCUGUCAAGGCUUUAAUGAGCAAGAAUUUCACAUGACCACGACUGUUCUGCCAAGAGCAACCGAUUAUGAUGAUAUUAUAACUCACUUAUUUUAAAUUCAUUCAAUUUAGAUAAUGUGUUCGUCAUUGUAAUUUAUAAAUUUGUUAGUUUUGUUAUAAAUGUCCAUAACGUAAACCUUCCCAAUGUAAUCAUUAUUUGUAUAUUUGUUUUUAUAUUUUGUAAAAUAAUACUUAGUUAUUUUAAAGUAUGUGCUUAUUAAGUUAAAAUAACAAUAAAUAAAUAAAAAUAAUUUUCCAAUAAUCAAACCUCAAUCAGUGCCGUCAAAUUGUAUUUGAUAGACCCAAAUAGUUAAAUGUCAAUGUUAAAUUCGUAAUGAUUAAAUUCGUGCAUAUGCCACUAACAAAAUAUUUGUAGAAAACACGGUUUAUAUUUCAACGAUGAUAUUAUCAUGAUUAUAAUCAUAACAAUAGCACCAUGUCGAGGUUAGAUUUUUGCAUGGGACACAAGACGACCUUACCUCCUCGUGUGCUAAGCCAUUUUGGGUACCUGUUGAUCUGAGUCUCCCGGUACUUAAAAUGGAUAGCCGGUGUGUCCUGGGUCACAGUUAGUAACUUUGUAUAAUAUGUCUAACAAACAAAUGGGGAAUCAAUUUCGGCCCAAAUAAAUCAGGUUCUUACGUUUCAUAUGAUGAUCAAUUCUUUUUAUCGAAAAUCUAUUUCGUGGUAAGAAUUAAUAUUAAAAUUUGUUAUCUCAGUUCAGUUGAUUACUUAAAAUGAAUAAGAAGUAACAUUUUCAAAUCUCAGUUAAAAUAUUUGACUCUAUUCCCGUGACAUUAUUAUGCAAUCUUGCUAAUUGUGGGCGAAAUGGGUCGUCCCUAAUCUAAGGUGUGAAACGAACCGUGCCGAUAGAUGCGUGGCUGAGAAGGAGCUCAGUCUUGAACGGUGUGUCUUCGAUACCUGGGCACCUCGAAGAACUAUUAACGCCCUCCUUAUGGCAUGCCAGGCUCUGCUGUUUGUGAAAUUGUAUUCCUGCGCUACUCGUGGGAACUAUAUCGGAGUCAGACAACAAUAACGAAUAUGAUAUGCACUCUUUUAAUGCCAUCCUUGAUGAAAUACCUGGAACAUCAAAGGCAAAAGACGAAGAAUCAAGGAAGGUAGAUUAUCUAACAUCAUCUUCGUCUGCUCGAAGCACUUCGAGUUCUGAUAGUUGGACAGACGCAGAAUCACAUGCAUAUAGUCGUAUUAAGGACUUAAGCGAGGGAGAAAAUGCUAAGAAGAGUAAAUGCAAAACAACAUCAAACCCUACAGAGAAGAGCCGAAAAUAUAAAAGAAACUUAAACCAACAACGAUUAUCUCAGCCUCUGAAUUCUAAAGAAGUACGGCCUACUCGUCCAUCGGUUGUACUUAAGCGCAGAUUGUCUCUGGAUUCAUCUGAACAUUUUCAAAAGACCACUGACAUGUUAAUAGAACGCGAUCAGGAAGAAAUCAAAACGCAAAUGAGAGAGUUAAUCGAGGCUUCAUCUAUUGGAAUCCGCAACAAAUACCCCAUGAGCGAAUACCAAAUGCAAUUGAUUCAUCUAUCUCUCUGUGAUCUUAUUGAAAAUAUAAACAUAAAAGGAUCGGGACCGAGUUUCUCAGGCUUUAUUCACAAAACUGAUUGGAUCAUAAUUGUUUGUGACAAUUCGGAGAGUGAGCGGUGGUUAAAAAAAGCUAUACCUACCUUGAAACCAUGGCCGGACGCAGAAUUGUCUAUUAUAGAAACACGGGACAUACCAAUCAUCAUAACAGGAACCGCAUACAUUCCAUACAGCGAAGCUUUAACUAUCAGUACCGCUUUUCAUUUGUUGAACAUUCAAAAUCGAGGUCUGAACACAGAACACUGGAGAAUGGUGAGUGUUAGGCCUGAAACGUUUGGUCAAACUGUAACAUUCACUCUGGAUCAUGAUUCCUCUGAGGUCUUACGAAGUCUAAACGGUCGCAUCACACUUGGCUUCGAGAAGAUCAAAAUUGAAAUAGAGAGUAAUGUCAGUGAAACUCUAGAUGACCCCGUACCAGGACCUUCGGGAAUCACUCCAAAGCGUCGAAGAACGGAAAAUCUGUAAUAGACAAAUAUUUAAAAACAGCUUUUGCUAUAUUCCGAAAAUCAACGUGUUUUCUGUUUGUGCUAAUACCAAUUCAAAAUUGUUAAACAAAAAAUGGGAUAUCAUGAGUAAACAACAACUUGUAAGCUCACAGUAAAACACGGUUUCUAAACAUCGCAAUUACAACAAACAUAUUGGUUUCAAGUAACAUUUAAUUUAUAUUAAUUAUUUUAUGUUUUAAUUAAUUAUCUGAUUAGAUUAAUAAUAAUAAUUUGAACUGUUUUAGUUUGAGUGGGAUGAGAGGAAUGAAAUUUUAAUGUAAUUUUCUAAUUUACUUACUCUUCGUUUAUUUACUGGAUCGACAUAGUAUUUUAACAGUAUCUAUAUAAUUCACUUAUUUUAAAUUCAUUUAAUCUAGAUAAUGUGUUCGUUAUUGUAAUUUAUACAUUUAUUAGUUUUGUUAUCAAUGUCCAUGGCAUAAAACUUCCCAUUGUAAUCAUUAUUUGUAUAUUUGUUUUUAAAUUUUGUAAAAUAUUAGUUAAUUACUUAUUAUAAAGUAUGUCCUUAUUAUGUUUAAAUAACAAUAAAUAAAUAAAAAUAAUUUUCCAAUAAUCAAACCUCAAUCAAUGCCGUCAAAUUGUAUUUGAUAGACCCAAACAGUUAAAUGUCAAUGUUAAAUUCGUAAUUAUGAAAUUCGUGAAAAUACCACUAACAAAAUAUUUGUAGAAAACACGGUUUAUAUUUCAACGAUGAUAUUAUCAUGAUUAUAAUCAUAACAAGAGUACCAUGUCGAGGUUAGAUUAUUGCACGGGACACAAGACGACCUUACCUCCUCGUGUGCUAAGCCAUUUUGGGUACCUGUUGAUUCGAGUCUCCCGGUACUUAAAAUGGAUAGCCGGUGUGUCCUGAGUCACAGUUAGUAACUUUGUAUAAUAUGUCUAACAAACCAAUGGGGAAUAUAUUUCGGCCCAAAAAAACAUCAGGUUCUUACGUUUCAUAUGAUGAUCAUUUUUUUUUAUCGAAAAUCUAUUUCGUGGUAAGAAUGAAUGUAAAAAUUUGUUAUCUCAGUUCAGUUGAUUACUUAAAAUGAAUAAGAAGUAACAUUUUCAAAUCUCAGUUAAAAUAUUUGCCUCUAUUCCCGUGACAUUAUUAUGCAAUCUUGCUAAUUGUGGGCGAAAUGGGUCGUCCCUAAUCUAAGGUGUGAAACGAACCGUGCCGAUAGAUGCGUGGCUGAGAAGGAGCUCAGUCUUGAACGGUGUGUCUUCGAUACCUGGGCACCUCGAAGAACUAUUAACGCCCUCCUUAUGGCAUGCCAGGCUCUGCUGUUUGUGAAAUUGUAUACCUGCGCUACUCGUGGGAACUAUAUCGGAGUCAGACAACAAUAACGAAUAUGAUAUGCACUCUUUUAACGCCAUCCUUGAUGCAAUACCUGAAACAUCAAAGGCAAAAGACGAAGAAUCAAGGAAGGUAGAUUAUCUAACAUCAUCUUCGUCUGCUCGAAGCACUUCGAGUUCUGAUAGUUGGACAGACGCAGAAUCACAUGCAUAUAGUCGUAUUAAGGACUUAAGCGAAGGAGAAAAUGCUAAGCAGAGUAAACGCAAAGUAACAUCAAACCCUACAGAGAAGAGUCGAAAAUAUAAAAGAAACUUAAACCUACAACGAUUAUCUCAGCGUCUGAAUUCUAAAGAAGUACGACCUACUCGUCCAUCGGUUGUACUUAAGCGCAGAUUGUCUCUGGAUUCAUCUGAACAUUCUCAAAAUACCAUUGACAUGUUAAUAGAACGCGAUCAGGAAGAAAUCAAAACGCCAAUGAGAGAGUUAAUCGAGGCUUCAUCUGUUGGAAUCCGCAACAGAUACCCCAUGAGCGAAUACCAAAUGCAAUUGAUUCAUCUAUCUCUCUGUGAUCUUAUUGAAAAGAUAAACAUAAAAGGAUCGGGACCGAGUUUCUCAGGCUUUAUUCACAAAACUGAUUGGAUCAUAAUUGUUUGUGACAAUUCUGAGAGUGAGCGGUGGUUAAAAAAAGCUAUACCUACCUUGAGACCGUGGCCGGACGCAGAAUUGUCUAUUAUAGAAACACGGGACAUACCAAUCAUCAUAACAGGAACCGCAUACAUUCCAUACAGCGAAGCUUUAACUAUCAGUACCGCUUUUCAUUUGUUGAACAUUCAAAAUCGAGGUCUGAACACAGAACACUGGAGAAUGGUGAGUGUUAGGCCUGAAACGUUUGGUCAAACUGUAACAUUCACUCUGGAUCAUGAUUCCGCUGAGGUCUUACGAAGUCUAAACGGUCGCAUCACACUUGGCUUCGAGAAGAUCAAAAUUGAAAUAGAGAGUAAUGUCAGUGAAACUCUAGAUGACCCCGUACCAGGAACUUCGGGAAUCACUCCAAAGCGUCGAAGAACGGAAAAUCUGUAAUAGACAAAUAUUUAAAAAGAAUUUACAUUACAAUCCGAAAAUUCAACGUGUUUUCUGUUUGUACUAACUAAUACCAAUUCAAAAUUGUUAAACAAAAAAUGGGAUAUCAUGAGUAAACAACAACUUGUAAGCUCACAAUAAAACACGGUUUCUAAACAUCGCAAUUACAACAAACAUAUUGGUUUCAAGUAACAUUUAAUUUAUAUUAAUUAUUUUAUGUUUUAAUUAAUUAUCUGAUUAGAUUAAUAAUAAUAAUUUGAACUGUUUUAGUUUGAGUGGGAUGAGAGGAAUGAAAUUUUAAUGUAAUUUUCUAAUUUACUUACUCUUCAUUUAUUUACUGGAUCGAUAUAGUAUUUUAACAGUAUUUAUAGGUAUAUAUUGCCUCGGUUUGCAAGCUGUGGAAAACAUCUGUCAAGGCUUUAAUGAGCAAGAAUUUCACAUGACCACGACUGUUCUGCCAAGAGCAACCGAUUAUGAUGAUAUUAUAACUCACUUAUUUUAAAUUCAUUCAAUUUAGAUAAUGUGUUCGUCAUUGUAAUUUAUAAAUUUGUUAGUUUUGUUAUAAAUGUCCAUAACGUAAACCUUCCCAAUGUAAUCAUUAUUUGUAUAUUUGUUUUUAUAUUUUGUAAAAUAAUACUUAGUUAUUUUAAAGUAUGUGCUUAUUAAGUUAAAAUAACAAUAAAUAAAUAAAAAUAAUUUUCCAAUAAUCAAACCUCAAUCAGUGCCGUCAAAUUGUAUUUGAUAGACCCAAAUAGUUAAAUGUCAAUGUUAAAUUCGUAAUGAUUAAAUUCGUGCAUAUGCCACUAACAAAAUAUUUGUAGAAAACACGGUUUAUAUUUCAACGAUGAUAUUAUCAUGAUUAUAAUCAUAACAAUAGCACCAUGUCGAGGUUAGAUUAUUGCAUAGGACACAAGACGACCUUACCUCCUCGUGUGCUAAGCCAUUUUGGGUACCUGUUGAUCUGAGUCUCCCGGUACUUAAAAUGGAUAGCCGGUGUGUCCUGGGUCACAGUUAGUAACUUUGUAUAAUAUGUCUAACAAACAAAUGGGGAAUCAAUUUCGGCCCAAAUAAAUCAGGUUCUUACGUUUCAUAUGAUGAUCAAUUCUUUUUAUCGAAAAUCUAUUUCGUGGUAAGAAUUAAUAUUAAAAUUUGUUAUCUCAGUUCAGUUGAUUACUUAAAAUGAAUAAGAAGUAACAUUUUCAAAUCUCAGUUAAAAUAUUUGACUCUAUUCCCGUGACAUUAUUAUGCAAUCUUGCUAAUUGUGGGCGAAAUGGGUCGUCCCUAAUCUAAGGUGUGAAAAGAACCGUGCCGAUAGAUGCGUGGCUGAGAAGGAGCUCAGUCUUGAACGGUGUGUCUUCGAUACCUGGGCACCUCGAAGAACUAUUAACGCCCUCCUUAUGGCAUGCCAGGCUCUGCUGUUUGUGAAAUUGUAUUCCUGCGCUACUCGUGGGAACUAUAUCGGAGUCAGACAACAAUAACGAAUAUGAUAUGCACUCUUUUAAUGCCAUCCUUGAUGAAAUACCUGGAACAUCAAAGGCAAAAGACGAAGAAUCAAGGAAGGUAGAUUAUCUAACAUCAUCUUCGUCUGCUCGAAGCACUUCGAGUUCUGAUAGUUGGACAGACGCAGAAUCACAUGCAUAUAGUCGUAUUAAGGACUUAAGCGAGGGAGAAAAUGCUAAGAAGAGUAAAUGCAAAACAACAUCAAACCCUACAGAGAAGAGCCGAAAAUAUAAAAGAAACUUAAACCAACAACGAUUAUCUCAGCCUCUGAAUUCUAAAGAAGUACGGCCUACUCGUCCAUCGGUUGUACUUAAGCGCAGAUUAUCUCUGGAUUCAUUUGAACAUUCCCCUAAGACCAGUGACAUGUUAAUAGUACGCAAUCAGGAAGAAAUUAAAACGCCAAUGAGAGAGUUAAUCGAGGCUUCUUCUGUUGGAAUCCGCAACAGACACCCCAUGAGCGAAUACCAAAUGCAAUUGAUUCAUCUAUCCCUCUGUGAUCUUAUUGAAAAUAUAAACAUAAAAGGAUCAGGACCGAGUUUCUCAGGCUUUAUUCACAAAAAUGAUUGGAUCAUGAUUGUUUGUGACAAUUCGGAUAGUGAGCGGUGGUUAAAAAAAGCUAUACCUACCUUGAAACCGUGGCCGGAGGCAGAACUGUCUAUUAUAGAAACACGGGAUAUAGCCAACAUCACAACAGGAACCGCAUACAUUCCAUACAGCGAAGCUUUAACUAUCAGUAGCGCUUUUCAUUUGUUGAACAUUCAAAAUCGAGGUCUGAACACAGAACACUGGAAAGUGGUGAGUGUUAGGCCUGAAACGUUUGGUCAAACUAUAACAUUCACUCUGGAUCAUGAUUCCGCUGAGGUCUUACGAAGUCUAAACGGUCGCAUCACACUUGGCUUCGAGAAGAUCAAAAUUGAAAUAGAGAGUAAUGUCAGUGAAACUCCAGAUGACCCCGUACCAGGACCUUCGGGAAUCACUCCAAAGCGUCGAAGAACGGAAAAUCUGUAAUAGACAAAUAUUUAAAAAGAAUUUACAUUACAAUCCGAAAAUUCAACGUGUUUUCUGUUUGUACUAACUAAUACCAAUUCAAAAUUGUUAAACAAAAAAUGGGAUAUCAUGAGUAAACAACAACUUGUAAGCUCACAGUAAAACACGGUUUCUAAACAUCGCAAUUACAACAAACAUAUUGGUUUCAAGUAACAUUUAAUUUAUAUUAAUUAUUUUAUGUUUUAAUUAAUUAUCUGAUUAGAUUAAUAAUAAUAAUUUGAACUGUUUUAGUUUGAGUGGGAUGAGAGGAAUGAAAUUUUAAUGUAAUUUUCUAAUUUACUUACUCUUCAUUUAUUUACUGGAUCGAUAUAGUAUUUUAACAGUAUUUAUAGGUAUAUAUUGCCUCGGUUUGCAAGCUGUGGAAAACAUCUGUCAAGGCUUUAAUGAGCAAGAAUUUCACAUGACCACGACUGUUCUGCCAAGAGCAACCGAUUAUGAUGAUAUUAUAACUCACUUAUUUUAAAUUCAUUCAAUUUAGAUAAUGUGUUCGUCAUUGUAAUUUAUAAAUUUGUUAGUUUUGUUAUAAAUGUCCAUAACGUAAACCUUCCCAAUGUAAUCAUUAUUUGUAUAUUUGUUUUUAUAUUUUGUAAAAUAAUACUUAGUUAUUUUAAAGUAUGUGCUUAUUAAGUUAAAAUAACAAUAAAUAAAUAAAAAUAAUUUUCCAAUAAUCAAACCUCAAUCAGUGCCGUCAAAUUGUAUUUGAUAGACCCAAAUAGUUAAAUGUCAAUGUUAAAUUCGUAAUGAUUAAAUUCGUGCAUAUGCCACUAACAAAAUAUUUGUAGAAAACACGGUUUAUAUUUCAACGAUGAUAUUAUCAUGAUUAUAAUCAUAACAAUAGCACCAUGUCGAGGUUAGAUUAUUGCAUGGGACACAAGACGACCUUACCUCCUCGUGUGCUAAGCCAUUUUGGGUACCUGUUGAUCUGAGUCUCCCGGUACUUAAAAUGGAUAGCCGGUGUGUCCUGGGUCACAGUUAGUAACUUUGUAUAAUAUGUCUAACAAACAAAUGGGGAAUCAAUUUCGGCCCAAAUAAAACAGGUUCUUACGUUUCAUAUGAUGAUCAAUUCUUUUUAUCGAAAAUCUAUUUCGUGGUAAGAAUUAAUAUUAAAAUUUGUUAUCUCAGUUCAGUUGAUUACUUAAAAUGAAUAAGAAGUAACAUUUUCAAAUCUCAGUUAAAAUAUUUGACUCUAUUCCCGUGACAUUAUUAUGCAAUCUUGCUAAUUGUGGGCGAAAUGGGUCGUCCCUAAUCUAAGGUGUGAAACGAACCGUGCCGAUAGAUGCGUGGCUGAGAAGGAGCUCAGUCUUGAACGGUGUGUCUUCGAUACCUGGGCACCUCGAAGAACUAUUAACGCCCUCCUUAUGGCAUGCCAGGCUCUGCUGUUUGUGAAAUUGUAUACCUGCGCUACUCGUGGGAACUAUAUCGGAGUCAGACAACAAUAACGAAUAUGAUAUGCACUCUUUUAACGCCAUCCUUGAUGCAAUACCUGAAACAUCAAAGGCAAAAGACGAAGAAUCAAGGAAGGUAGAUUAUCUAACAUCAUCUUCGUCUGCUCGAAGCACUUCGAGUUCUGAUAGUUGGACAGACGCAGAAUCACAUGCAUAUAGUCGUGUUAAGGAUUUAAGCGAAGGAGAAAAUGCUAAGCAGAGUAAACGCAAAGUAACAUCAAACCCUACAGAGAAGAGUCGAAAAUAUAAAAGAAACUUAAACCAACAACAAUUAUCUCAGCGUCUGAAUUCUAAAGAAGUACGGCCUACUCGUCCAUCGGUUGCACUUAAGCGCAGAUUAUCUCUGGAUUCAUCUGAACAUUCUCAAAAGACCACUGACAUGUUAAUAGAACGCGAUCAGGAAGAAAUCAAAACGCUAAUAAGAGAGUUAAUCGAGGCUUCAUUUGUUGGAAUCCGCAACAGACACCCCAUGAGCGAAUACCAAAUGCAAUUGAUUCAUCUAUCUCUCUGUUAUCUUAUUGAAAAUAUAAACAUAAAAGGAUCGGGACCGAGUUUCUCAGGCUUUAUUCACAAAACUGAUUGGAUCAUAAUUGUUUGUGACAAUUCGGAGAGUGAGCGGUGGUUAAAAAAAGCUAUACCUACCUUGAAACCAUGGCCGGACGCAGAAUUGUCUAUUAUAGAAACACGGGACAUACCAAUCAUCAUAACAGGAACCGCAUACAUUCCAUACAGCGAAGCUUUAACUAUCAGUACCGCUUUUCAUUUGUUGAACAUUCAAAAUCGAGGUCUGAACACAGAACACUGGAGAAUGGUGAGUGUUAGGCCUGAAACGUUUGGUCAAACUGUAACAUUCACUCUGGAUCAUGAUUCCGCUGAGGUCUUACGAAGUCUAAACGGUCGCAUCACACUUGGCUUCGAGAAGAUCAAAAUUGAAAUAGAGAGUAAUGUCAGUGAAACUCUAGAUGACCCCGUACCAGGACCUUCGGGAAUCACUCCAAAGCGUCGAAGAACGGAAAAUCUGUAAUAGACAAAUAUUUAAAAAGAGCUUUUGCUAUAUUCCGAAAAUCAACGUGUUUUCUGUUUGUGCUAAUACCAAUUCAAAAUUGUUAAACAAAAAAUGGGAUAUCAUGAGUAAACAACAACUUGUAAGCUCACAGUAAAACACGGUUUCUAAACAUCGCAAUUACAACAAACAUAUUGGUUUCAAGUAACAUUUAAUUUAUAUUAAUUAUUUUAUGUUUUAAUUAAUUAUCUGAUUAGAUUAAUAAUAAUAAUUUGAACUGUUUUAGUUUGAGUGGGAUGAGAGGAAUGAAAUUUUAAUGUAAUUUUCUAAUUUACUUACUCUUCAUUUAUUUACUGGAUCGAUAUAGUAUUUUAACAGUAUUUAUAGGUAUAUAUUGCCUCGGUUUGCAAGCUGUGGAAAACAUCUGUCAAGGCUUUAAUGAGCAAGAAUUUCACAUGACCACGACUGUUCUGCCAAGAGCAACCGAUUAUGAUGAUAUUAUAACUCACUUAUUUUAAAUUCAUUCAAUUUAGAUAAUGUGUUCGUCAUUGUAAUUUAUAAAUUUGUUAGUUUUGUUAUAAAUGUCCAUAACGUAAACCUUCCCAAUGUAAUCAUUAUUUGUAUAUUUGUUUUUAUAUUUUGUAAAAUAAUACUUAGUUAUUUUAAAGUAUGUGCUUAUUAAGUUAAAAUAACAAUAAAUAAAUAAAAAUAAUUUUCCAAUAAUCAAACCUCAAUCAGUGCCGUCAAAUUGUAUUUGAUAGACCCAAAUAGUUAAAUGUCAAUGUUAAAUUCGUAAUGAUUAAAUUCGUGCAUAUGCCACUAACAAAAUAUUUGUAGAAAACACGGUUUAUAUUUCAACGAUGAUAUUAUCAUGAUUAUAAUCAUAACAAUAGCACCAUGUCGAGGUUAGAUUAUUGCAUGGGACACAAGACGACCUUACCUCCUCGUGUGCUAAGCCAUUUUGGGUACCUGUUGAUCUGAGUCUCCCGGUACUUAAAAUGGAUAGCCGGUGUGUCCUGGGUCACAGUUAGUAACUUUGUAUAAUAUGUCUAACAAACAAAUGGGGAAUCAAUUUCGGCCCAAAUAAAUCAGGUUCUUACGUUUCAUAUGAUGAUCAAUUCUUUUUAUCGAAAAUCUAUUUCGUGGUAAGAAUUAAUAUUAAAAUUUGUUAUCUCAGUUCAGUUGAUUACUUAAAAUGAAUAAGAAGUAACAUUUUCAAAUCUCAGUUAAAAUAUUUGACUCUAUUCCCGUGACAUUAUUAUGCAAUCUUGCUAAUUGUGGGCGAAAUGGGUCGUCCCUAAUCUAAGGUGUGAAACGAACCGUGCCGAUAGAUGCGUGGCUGAGAAGGAGCUCAGUCUUGAACGGUGUGUCUUCGAUACCUGGGCACCUCGAAGAACUAUUAACGCCCUCCUUAUGGCAUGCCAGUCUCUGCUGUUUGUGAAAUUGUAUACCUGCGCUACUCGUGGGAACUAUAUCGGAGUCAGACAACAAUAACGAAUAUGAUAUGCACUCUUUUAAUGCCAUCCUUGAUGAAAUACCUGGAACAUCAAAGGCAAAAGACGAAGAAUCAAGGAAGGUAGAUUAUCUAACAUCAUCUUCGUCUGCUCGAAGCACUUCGAGUUCUGAUAGUUGGACAGACGCAGAAUCACAUGCAUAUAGUCGUGUUAAAGAUUUAAGCGAAGGAGAAAAUGCUAAGCAGAGUAAACGCAAAGUAACAUCAAACCCUACAGAGAAGAGUCGAAAAUAUAAAAGAAACUUAAACCUACAACGAUUAUCUCAGCGUCUGAAUUCUAAAGAAGUACGACCUACUCGUCCAUCGGUUGUACUUAAGCGCAGAUUGUCUCUGGAUUCAUCUGAACAUUCUCAAAAUACCAUUGACAUGUUAAUAGAACGCGAUCAGGAAGAAAUCAAAACGCCAAUGAGAGAGUUAAUCGAGGCUUCUUCUGUUGGAAUCCGCAACAGAUACCCCAUGAGCGAAUACCAAAUGCAAUUGAUUCAUCUAUCUCUCUGUGAUCUUAUUGAAAAGAUAAACAUAAAAGGAUCGGGACCGAGUUUCUCAGGCUUUAUUCACAAAACUGAUUGGAUCAUAAUUGUUUGUGACAAUUCGGAGAGUGAGCGGUGGUUAAAAAAAGCUAUACCUACCUUGAAACCAUGGCCGGACGCAGAACUGUCUAUUAUAGAAACACGGGACAUACCAAUCAUCAUAACAGGAACCGCAUACAUUCCAUACAGCGAAGCUUUAACUAUCAGUACCGCUUUUCAUUUGUUGAACAUUCAAAAUCGAGGUCUGAACACAGAACACUGGAAAGUGGUGAGUGUUAGGCCUGAAACGUUUGGUCAAACUAUAACAUUCACUCUGGAUCAUGAUUCCGCUGAGGUCUUACGAAGUCUAAACGGUCGCAUCACACUUGGCUUCGAGAAGAUCAAAAUUGAAAUAGAGAGUAAUGUCAGUGAAACUCUAGAUGACCCCGUACCAGGACCUUCGGGAAUCACUCCAAAGCGUCGAAGAACGGAAAAUCUGUAAUAGACAAAUAUUUAAAAAGAGCUUUUGCUAUAUUCCGAAAAUUCAACGUGUUUUCUGUUUGUGCUAAUACCAAUUCAAAUUUGUUAAACAAAAAAUGGGAUAUCAUAACUAAACAACAACUUGUAAGCUCACAGUAAAACACAGUUUCUAAGCAUCGCAAUUGAUGCAUAAAAAACAACAAACAUGUUGGUCCAAGCAACAUUUUAUUUAAAUAAAGUUCCUUCAAAUGUGGUCAUAACUAAGAUUUUGUAUUUAAUUUUAAUUAUUUUAUAAUUCAAUUAACUAUCUGAUUAGAUUAUUUAUGAUAAUAUGAACUGUUUUAGUUUUAAUGAGAUGAAAAGAUUGAAAUGUAAUUUUCUAAUUUACUUACAUACUCUAAAAUUUUUUUCAAUAACUCACUAUUUUUAAUUUCAUUUAAUUUAGAUAAUGUAUUCGUCAUUGUAAUUUAUAAAUUUGUUAGUUUUGUUAUAAAUGUCCGUGACAUAAAGCUUUCUAAUGUUAUAAUUAUUUGUAUAUUCAUUUUCAUGUUUUGUAAAAUAAAACUUAAUUAGUGAUUUUAAAGUAUGUGCUUAUUAAGUUAAAAUAACAAUAAAUAAAUAAAAUUGUUUUCCAAUAAUCAAACCUCAAUCAGUGCCGUCAAAUUGUAUUUGAAAGACCCAAAUAGUUAAAUGUCAAUGUUAAACUCGUAAUUAUGAAAUUCGUGAGUAUGCCACUAACAAAAUAUUUGUAGAAAACACGGUUUAUAUUUAAACGAUGAUAUUAUCACGAUUAUAAUCAUAACAAUAGUACCAUGUCGAGGUUAGAUUAUUGCAU